Trypanosoma theileri is the source of this 3033-nucleotide messenger RNA. Its product is annotated as 2-oxoglutarate dehydrogenase subunit. NCBI's taxonomy places the organism in Eukaryota, Euglenozoa, Kinetoplastea, Trypanosomatida, Trypanosomatidae. The record is from RefSeq and is a predicted model, not a curated record. Gene Ontology annotation, molecular function: thiamine pyrophosphate binding; oxoglutarate dehydrogenase (succinyl-transferring) activity. The transcript has a single exon. Gene Ontology annotation, biological process: tricarboxylic acid cycle. Gene Ontology annotation, cellular component: mitochondrion; oxoglutarate dehydrogenase complex. Bases 1 to 3033 code for a protein of 1010 amino acids.
AUGAUGCGACGUGUCUUCACAUGUGGCAUGACUGCCACUCCGCCACACUCUCUCAUCCGUUCAUACACAGACGCCAAAACAAUUCGUCGACCCAAUCAACUCGAUCAAUUGGUGGAUGCACAGAAUGAGGAGUAUAUUGAUGGUUUACUUAAACAAUAUGAAAAGGAUCCCGCAUUAGUGGAACCAAGUUGGAUUCCAGUCCUUGAAAAUAUUAAAAAUGGUUCACUGGAAAAACCAUUGGUUUCCUCAUUUCAUCGACCCACCUCAUCACGUACUUUGACAGAACGAGAACGAAUGCAAAAUAUGAGUCUUUCUUGGAUGAUUCGAGCCUAUGAAAGGAAUGGGCAUUAUAUUGCCGCAUUAAACCCAUUACCGUAUCCACAAGAAAGACAUAAAAAUGUUCUUGAUCCUUCCGCUUUGGAUCCUGAAAGAUUUGGAUUUACAAGAGAAGAUAUGGAUCGAGUAUUUAAUGUCUCAUUUGGUUGUAACUUUGAGGCAACCUUUAUCAGUGGAGGAACUGCACGAAAAUUAAAAGAUAUUGUUGAGCAACUUCGCCGUAUGUACUGUGGAACCAUUGGAUUUGAAUUUAUGUCGUGUGGAUACUUUGAUCUUCGUAAUUGGUUUCGUCAGGAAAUUUUAAAUACACUUACACCACUGGACCCUCAGGAUCGUCUCACUAUAUUUGAUGAUGUUGUACGUAGUUGUGGUUUUGAAAAUUUUUUACAUAUUAAGUAUGGAACUCAACAACGUUUUGGUCUUGAUGGAGGAGAAGCACUUAUUCCAGGAAUGAGAGCUGCAAUAGAGGUGGCAAGUGAUAAUGGUGUUUCUUCUUGUAUUCUUGGAAUGGCCCACCGAGGAAGAUUGAAUGUCUUAUCUAAUAUUCUUCAGAAAUCUACAGUGAAUAUAUUAAGUGAAUUUGAAGGUAAAGCUCCAAGAGAAAAUUCAAGUCAGAUAGGUGAUGUUAAAUAUCAUUUGGGACAUCGCAAAACAGUUCCAUUAAAAAAUGGUAAUUUCAUUGAUCUUGAACUUUUACCAAAUCCAUCUCAUCUGGAGGCGGUAAAUCCUCUUGUGCUUGGAAAAGCCUUUGCACGACAAGUAUAUGAAGGUAAUGUGGAUUGUGCCAAAACAUUACCAAUUCUUAUUCAUGGUGAUGCAGCUUUUAUGGGACAGGGAUCUUGUUAUGAAACGAUGGGAUUCUGUGAUUUGGAAAACUUUCAUGUUGGUGGUACUUUACAUAUAGUUGUAAAUAAUCAAAUAGGGUUUACCACAAAUCCAUGGGAAUCACGAAGCAGUAUUUACUGUAGUGAUUUAUCAAAGGUUAAUAAUGCCCCUGUAUUACAUGUAAAUGGUGAUGAUGUGGAGGCAUGUGUUCGUGCAGGUCGUAUUGCUGCUAAAUUCCGUCAAGAGUUUCAUCGAGAUAUUAUUAUUGAUCUUGUUUGUUAUCGCCGUAAUGGUCAUAAUGAAGCCGAUUUACCAAAUUUUACGCAACCACAAAUGUAUCAAGCUAUCAGUGCUCAUCCUACAUUAGUGGAUGUUUAUUCAAAGGUAUUGGUAAACGAAGGUCUUCUCACGAAAGAAGUGGUGGAAGCAAAGAAAAAAGAAUAUGAAGGUCAUAUGCGACAAGCUCUUGAUGCCGCACAAAGUUCACAAGAUUUUGUUAAAGUUGUUCCACGUUUUCAAUUGGAAUCAGAGAAUCAAGCGGAUACCUUUCAAGUAACAGAUGAAGAUACUAGAGCAGAAUUACCUGAAGCCGUAGAAACUGGAGUGGAUAUUGAACUUCUACGAAAAGUGGGUUUACAUAUUACAACUAUUCCAAGUGGUGUUAAAAAGGUUCACCCAGUUGUUCAACGUACAUAUGCGGCUCGUAAAAAGGCUAUUGAAUCUGAAGAAGGAGUGGAAUGGUGUUUGGCAGAAUUAUUGGCAUUUGGAACUCUCGCCUUACAUGGAGUAAGUAUCCGUCUUUCAGGUGAAGAUGUGGAACGUGGAACCUUUACACAACGACAUGCUGUAAUAACCGAUCAAGAAACAAACACUAAAUUUAUGCCAGUAGCCAAUAUUUCAAAUGAAGAAGAAUUAAUUAGUAUUAGCAAUAGUAGUCUUUCCGAGUUGGGCGUAUGUGGAUUUGAACUUGGUUAUAAUAUUGAACGUCCAUCUAAUUUAUGUAUGUGGGAAGCACAGUUUGGUGAUUUUGCCAAUGGUGCCCAAGUAAUUGUGGAUCAGUUUCUCUCCACGGCAGAGGAGAAGUGGGGAUUAAAGUCUAGUCUUGUGCUUUCACUUCCUCAUGGUUAUUCCGGUGCGGGUCCUGAACACAGUUCGGCGCGUAUUGAACGUUAUUUACAACUCUCCAGUGAUAUUGAUAAGGUCCCACGCAAUUUCCGAACAGCCCCUGCAGCCCGUUUGUUAGAGGCUCGUAUUCAAGAAUUUAAUUGGCAGGUUUGUUAUCCAAGUACACCAGCAAAUUAUUUCCACAUGUUGCGUCGACAAGUUGUACGUGAAGAUUAUAAACCACUUGUCUUUUUCUUUUCUAAAGCCCGACUUCGUGCCCCUAAUGUUUCUUCUCUCGCAGAAAUGGCUAAAGGAACUCAAUUUUUGCCUGUAAUUGAUACAGCGGUGAGGGAGGAUAUUGUGGCACGAAAGGUACUUUUCUGUACAGGACAAAUUGAGAGUAUUGUGGAUGAUCACCGUAAAAAGAAAAGUGAAGAAACAUCGAAAUCAUACGAUGAUGUGGUGAUUGUAAAAGUGGAACAAUUAUCUCCAUUUCCAUGGGAACAAGUGGCGGAGGUGAUGGAAAAAUAUCAUUCGCGUAAUCCAAAUGUGGAGUUUGUGUGGUUGCAGGAGGAACCAAAGAAUAUGGGCUCAUGGGCGUAUAUGCGUCCACGCUUUCAACACCUCGCCCGGCAUCUCGGCCUCACACAAAAACAGGGAACUUUCUUAAAAUACAUUGGACGACCAACAGUGGCAUCACCGUCAACGGGAUAUGCAUCGGUUCACGUGGAAGAAGAAAAUGAAGUGGUGGCACAAGCAUUGGCGUAG